CUAGGCCAUGAAAACGCUUUCAGAAAUAAGAAUAUAGGAAGUCAAACGGCAAUUUAAACACGAGGUUCCGCUAUAAAAGGGAAAGCUCCUCCCACUCCCGAUCCCGAAUUUGCGAUUAUAAUCAUAACACUGCCAAGCUAGCAGUCACAAAUUAUAAUUCUCCUAUAAAAUUGUUUAUCUCUGAGCCUCAGUCGGCUGGAAUAAAACUAUUUUUGCACAAGACAGUUGCGUGUGUAAAGAGAUUGAUAAAUUAGUGAUUUGAUGUCCACUCACGUUUUCGGUGCAAAAUUUUAAAUUAUACGCUAUCCAUAAUCUAACGCAUCUGCAUAAAUUAUUAUUUCGCUGUGAUGAAAAUGUUUGUAUGUUAGAGUGCGCAAAGCUUGGUAUAACAUUAAUUUACUUUAUUAUAUCCGGUGGAAUGGCGCACCCUGAUUAGCUGUUGAGCGGUCCGGAUCCUCAUGUAAAGACCUCGGUCGUUAGAAAAAAUUUUCCGGACCGACGACUCUCACUCGAAAAAAUCAACAACACUGUAAUAGCAAGUUUUAGCCACUUUUCUGUAAGGAUGAGUUUCAAUAGUUAUAUUCAGACAGUGCGUUUAUUAAAUACUUAAGCUUACUUAUCUUAUUUAUUUUUUCCGUAAUAUAAUUUCCACUUUUGUUCACCUUUCUUCAACAGUUGCUUCUGAGAGUUUCGCUGAUGUUCGUGAAGAUUUUGUUCGCAAUGACCAUUCAGUGAAAUCUAGUUCGUAUCCCCACACAAUGCUUUUAAUCAUUCACAAAUGCAGAACUUCUUAUUAAAGACAUCCUCUGAAUUUUUACCAACAAUUUUGUGAAAUAAUUUAGUCCCAAUUGAUCGUCGCUUUCCACUCUAAUUGAUCGUAGAGAUGUUAUCAUUCACUUGAAUUCUCCACAGACAGUAAGAUAUAUUCACUAAAAUACUUCUCUUGAAAGAAGAUACACUAUGCAGGUAAAUUCCUCGAGUGAUUUGCCUUUAUUCCCGGUAUAUCCCCCCGUGACGAUAUUUGCUACCUUUUUUAUCGCAAAUAAAAUUUCAUCAAACUUGAAAUUGCCGAGCGCGUUGCAAGAGUUGCAAAAUCAUUAUGGCGGGAAAUUGUCAUGACACAGGUAGUUGGAAGACGAUUUUCCCUAAAGGAAAAAAAAAUAAAGAAAGGAUGUUUAAAUGUGUCGGUAAAAUCGGCGGAAAAAGCAAUUUUCUAUGGUCAUUUUACAAAUCGACAAAUCAAUUAUUUCGAGCUUUGGAGUUGAGCACUCGUGGCUUGUAAAUCCAGAAAGAAAGGGUUUCUUAUUUCAAUCAGCAGCAUAGCCUAGGUUUCCUUCCCGCGCAAAUAUUUUAAAAAGCCAUGUAAUAAAUAACUUAUUUACUUUGGUUUAGAAUAUGAAAUUUUAAUCUAUCGCUCAGAGCUAUUGUUCUGACAUGUUGACUCAUUGACGGCUGACAAGAGACCAUGAUGUAAGAGAACGAAUCCCCCAUAUUAGGGUAUGUUCAAAUGAUGACGUCCGUAAAAACUAUUUUUAGAACAAGCAGUUAUUUUUAGAUACGUCUCUGAUUGGUUAGCGCUCACGUUUCCUAGCAACAAGAGUCUUACGCGCGAUCACAUCUUGAGCAAUGUGAUCCGGCAAUAGGGACUUUAAGAACCGAAAACGCAGCGACGUGGAAAACCCCAGGACCGUCGGAGGCAUGGAGCGAGGACCGCGUCUCAAACGCGGGAAACUUGAAGUUUAGAUGCAACAGGCGACGCGCCCGCUACUUUACUUGUCAACAAAAAGCUGCUUUUCCGGUAGCUUCAAAAAAUGUCAAAAAACUCGUUUAAAGCUGUACAAGAAUCUUUGCUCUUCUCCCUGGAAGAACGAAUUAUAGACAAAGAGGAAUUUGCUGUCCUUUUCGAAGAAUACACGCCGCAAAACCUGCCUUUUUGCCACUGGGACUACGAAGAAUUUUGUCUGGAAAAUAAAGAUCCCGCUGAGUGCAAGGCCGACUUUAGAUUUGAAAAGAGAGAUAUUCCUUUGCUCGUAGAUGCUUUACAAAUGCCAGAUACGUUUACAUGUGUUAACGGCACGGUUUGUGAUGCAACAGAAGGGCUGUGUGUCGUGCUGAAGCGGUUUGCUUAUCCUUGCAGAUUGUCAGACAUGAUUUCCAUAUUCGGUAGAUCAGUGCCAGAGCUCAGCAUGAUUUGCAAUGAAGUGACUGAAUGGAUCUACAAUGCUCACCACCACCGUACAACAGAGUGGAACAACUUUAUCCUGUCCCCCAAUUCAUUGCAAACAUAUGCUGAUGCAAUUCACAACAAAGGUGCAGCCUUGGAUAAUUGCUUUGGCUUUGUAGAUGGGUCAGUUCGCCCAAUAACAAGACCAGGAUUGAAUCAGAGAGUUGUUUACAACGGACACAAGCGUGUACACGCUCUCAAAUACCAGUCUGUUGCAUUGCCCAAUGGGCUCAUCGGCCAACUAUUUAGACCAGUAGAGGGAAGGAUGCAUGAUGCAAGAAUGUUGGCAGUCUCAGGAUUGUACGACAGCUUGGCACAACAUGCUUUUUCUCCAGCUGGUCAAGAAAUGUGCAUCUAUGGGGAUCCAGCAUACCCCCUACACAAUUUUUCAAUUUAGCCUAAAUAGUUUUUUUUAUAAUUCAAGAAAAUUUAAGCUACCAAGGUUUCUCAAAAUAGGUUCUUGUAUCUUGAUAUUUGACUCAGAUGAAUAAAUUAAAUUUGCAAAAAAUAUGUCUAAAUAUCACCUUCUCAUACAAUACAGUGCAUUUAUUGUAAAACAGGUAACUAUGCUCUUGUAAAAUUUAAAAACUAGAAAGUAAACAGUUUCUUCAUGUCAUAUAUCAAAUACUUAUUUGUUCAACAUUUUCCCCAUUACUCCUAUGAACUGUUGCAUCAUGAGCAUUUGUUGCUGCUGGAGUUGCUGCUGCUGGAGUUGUUGCUGCUGGAGUUGCUGCUGCUGGAGUUGUUGCU
Nematostella vectensis (starlet sea anemone) is the source of this 2974-nucleotide messenger RNA. RefSeq lists its product as uncharacterized. Bases 1812 to 2621 code for a protein of 269 amino acids. NCBI's taxonomy places the organism in Eukaryota, Metazoa, Cnidaria, Anthozoa, Actiniaria, Edwardsiidae. The transcript is spliced from 2 exons. The record is from RefSeq and is a predicted model, not a curated record.